This is a messenger RNA of Vigna umbellata (rice bean), 2383 nucleotides long. RefSeq names its product cytochrome c biogenesis protein family. Lineage: Eukaryota; Viridiplantae; Streptophyta; Magnoliopsida; Fabales; Fabaceae. The record is from RefSeq and is a predicted model, not a curated record.
GCAUAUGGAUAAAGAAACUGGUGUGGUCGUUAUGGGUCACACGCAGAGAGCUAAUCACGAAUCCUCAACACAGAGUGUUCCUAAAGUGUGGAUCCAUGAAGGCUUUCAGUGCCAUAAAUUCCACAAAUCCAUGUCUUCCCAAUACUCAUUUCCUCAAAGUCUCUAUCUUUCAUCCCUUCUUCAAAUUCAAUCCAUUCGGCCAUGCUGCAAACAGAGCUCACAAGCUUCCAUUCACCAUCAGCUGCAAGCUGAAAAGCUCCCAAGAUGUCGAAAACAAAGGGAAGAGCGUGUCCCAGAAGAUUGUCUUAUCAGAAGCUUCCUCUCCACCACUCACUGAGGAUGAUGGCACCAAUGGUGACACUGGGGAUGUUCCACAGAGCUCAAAGAAAAAAAAGGGAGGCCCUUUUGGGUUGCUCAACAUGCUCAGAAGAAAGACUUUGCAGAUUCUCUCUAGUUUGCCAUUGGCUAUUGCGGACAUGUUUGCUGCUGCUGCUUUGAUGGCUUUGGGAACAAUUAUUGAACAAGGUGAAGCUCCUGACUUUUAUAUCCAGAAAUACCCUGAAGAUGAUCCUGUGUUUGGAUUUUUUACUUGGAGAUGGAUUCUCGCCCUUGGUUUUGAUCACAUGUUUUCGUCCCCUGUAUUUCUUGGAGUGUUGGCUCUCCUGGGGGCAUCCCUAAUGGCCUGCACAUACACAACUCAACUCCCCCUCAUCACGGUUUCAAGAAGAUGGUCAUUUUUGCAUUCAGCUGAGGCUAUACGCAAGCAAGAAUUUUCAGAAUCAUUGCCAAGAGCAUCAAUCCAAGAUGUUGGUACUCUUUUGAUGGGAGCUGGAUACGAGGUAUUCUUGAAAGGACCAUCUUUAUAUGCCUUUAAAGGACUUGCAGGUAGGUUGGCCCCUGUUGGAGUUCAUAUAGCACUGUUACUUGUAAUGGCUGGAGGAACUGUUAGUGCUGCUGGGAGCUUCAGAGGUUCGGUCACUGUGCCCCAGGGGCUGAAUUUUGUUGUUGGUGAUGUUCUGGUUCCUUCUGGCUUUCUCUCCUCCCCAACUGAGGCUUUUAAUACAGAGAUUCAUGUCAACAGAUUCUCAAUGGAUUAUUAUGAGAGUGGAGAGGUUUCACAGUUCUACACUGAUAUUUCCCUUCGUAACAUGGAUGGGAAAGAAGUAAUGAGGAAGACAAUCAGUGUAAAUGAUCCUUUAAGAUACGGUGGUAUCACCAUAUAUCAAACAGAUUGGAGUAUUUCGGCUCUGCAAAUUCUUAAGGAUAAUGAAGGACCCUAUAACUUGGCUAUGGCACCUUUACAGAUCAAUGGAGAUAAGAAACUUUUUGGUACUUUUCUACCGGUUGGAGAUAUUAACUCUACUGACGUUAAGGGAAUAUCUAUGCUUGCUCGUGAUCUACAAUCAAUCGUCCUUUAUGAUAAAGAAGGAAAAUUUGUGGGAGUUAGACGCCCUAAUUCAAAGCUCCCAAUCAAUAUUGAUGGAUCAGAAAUUGUCAUUGUUGAUGCAAUAGGAAGUAGUGGCUUGGACUUGAAGACUGAUCCAGGUGUGCCAGUUGUAUAUGCUGGAUUUGGUGCUCUAAUGAUCACUACUUGCAUCAGCUAUUUAUCUCAUUCACAGAUAUGGGCUUUACAAGAUGGAACAACAGUCUUCAUUGGAGGAAAGACUAACAGAGCAAAGAUGGAGUUUCCGGAGGAGAUGAACCUCUUACUUGAUAAAGUCCCCGAAAUUGUUGAAUCAACUCUGUCUAAGCAAGCUGAUAGCAUUAGUGGUUAGCUUGAGACAUCAAGAUGGGUAAAGUUGCUCUUCAGUUGGAUGACUGCAACUUAUAAUGGAUUAUUAUGAUCAAUUUGGAUAAAUUCGUUCAUUAACACUUACAGAAAAGAAAACAAAAAGUAAAUGAAUCAAACUUAUGAAUUAAAAUCAACUUAUGAAUCUCAAUCUUUUUGCAAGCUUUUCAUACUUUUCAAAAGUGGGGAUGUUUGGUGGUUUAUCAUCUCGAAUAAGUUAGUUUAUUUCACUUCUUUAUUUCUUGUUCAUAAGUAGUUUUAUUGCAAAUUUUAUCAAUUAGAACCUAUACAGAGUGAUAUAGUAUUUGGCAUUACAAAUACAUGAAACUCCCCAUCAAGGAAGUGCCCUGAUUACUUGAUCAACCAAGGAUUUUACAACUGCUCGAAGGAUGCCUUCCAGAAGCAACUCAAGAAAACUUUUACAGUUAUUAUUGCAUUGACCUUAUUUAGAUACAUACUCAGUUCAACAUACAUGUAUAUUUCCUGUAAUUUUUUUUGCUAUAGAGCCAGUUUAAUCAAUAUUCAUAUGUCUUGUGUUAUUUUAGCUCCUCAUUGAACAGAAAAUCAAGUAGAAUUAGAAAUUUUUUUCAUAAA